Messenger RNA from Cricetulus griseus (Chinese hamster), 2414 nucleotides. Lineage: Eukaryota; Metazoa; Chordata; Mammalia; Rodentia; Cricetidae. The record is from RefSeq and is a predicted model, not a curated record.
ACGUGCCCCUCGGAAGAGGUGCCGACAUGCCCAGCAUCCCAUGUCAGUGAGCUGUGCUAGGCUGUGCCCCAGUUCAGCAGUGAGGGACUUGGGCGGGUUUUACACUCGCAGGAGGAGGUGUGUUACACUCCCAAUGCCCCCACAUUCCUGGCAGCCCCCAGAUGUUGCUAGGAAAGAAGGAGGUUUAGUGGGGAAGAAAUGCCACCCAAAGGUUGAAGGAAGCUAAAGUAGAAUUGGACUAGAGAAAACGAUAUCCGAGGACAGGACUUAUUGGUCCAAUGUCUGACCAUUCGGAUGUGAGCCUCCCACCCCAAGACCGGGUGAGGAUUCUGUCCCAACUUGGGAGCGCAGUUGAAUUAAAUGAAGACAUUCCGCCCCGUCGCUACUUUCGUUCUGGUGUUGAGAUUAUCCGAAUGGCAUCUGUUUACUCUGAAGAAGGCAACAUUGAACAUGCCUUUAUCCUCUACAACAAGUACAUCACGCUGUUCAUUGAAAAACUUCCAAAACACCGAGACUACAAAUCAGCCAUCAUUCCUGAGAAGAAAGAUGCGGUCAAGAAAUUAAAGAAUGUUGCUUUCCCUAAAGCAGAAGAACUUAAGACUGAACUCUUGAAAAGAUAUACCAAAGAAUAUGAGCAGUAUAAAGAACAAAAGAAAAAGGAAGAGGAAGAACUUGCCCGGAACAUCGCCAUCCAGCAAGAGUUGGAAAAAGAAAAACAGAGAGUUGCCCAGCAGAAGCAGAAGCAGCUAGAGCAGGAGCAGUUCCAUGCCUUUGAGGAGAUGAUCCAGAAGCAGGAGCUGGAAAAAGAGCGGCUAAAAAUUGUCCAAGAGUUCAGGAAGGUGGACCCUGGCCCAUGUGGGCCUCUGCUACCUGAUCUGGAAAAGCCUUGUGUAGACACUGUCCCCACCUCACCCAUGCAGACUGCAGACCGUAACAGAACCGUGAGGCCAGCUAAGCCACCUGUGGUAGACAGAUCCUUGAAACCUGGAGCACUAAGCAUCAUAGAAAAUGUUCCCACCAUUGAAGGCUUACGCCACAUUGUAGUGCCCCGCAAUUUGUGCUCGGAAUUUCUCCAGCUUGCCAGUGCCAAUACUGCCAAAGGCAUCGAAACUUGUGGAGUCCUCUGUGGGAAACUGAUGAGAAAUGAAUUCACAAUCACGCAUGUUCUCAUCCCCAGACAAAAUGGGGGGCCUGAUUAUUGUCAUACAGAGAAUGAAGAAGAAAUUUUCUUUAUGCAGGAUGAUCUUGGACUACUCACUCUUGGCUGGAUCCAUACUCACCCAACUCAAACGGCCUUUCUGUCCAGUGUGGAUCUGCACACUCACUGCUCCUAUCAAAUGAUGUUACCAGAGUCCAUAGCAAUUGUCUGCUCCCCCAAGUUCCAGGAAACUGGAUUCUUUAAGUUAACUGACUAUGGCCUUCAAGAGAUUUCAACCUGCCGACAGAAAGGCUUUCACCCUCACGGCAGAGACCCCCCUCUGUUCUGCGACUGCAGUCAUGUAACUGUCAAGGACAGGAUUGUGACCAUCACAGACCUUCGGUAAAUCUCAAUCACAAUCCAAGGAGAUGGCGCAUUGGGUAAAGGCACUUGCCUCCAAGCCCAACCGCCCAAGUUCAAUUCCUGGGACCCACAUGAUGGAAGGAGAGCAUCAACUGACCCCAAGUUGUCCUCUGACCUCCACUUGUGCACUGUGGUAUGUGCGCUCACACGUGCGCGCGCGCGCACACACACACACACACACACACACACACACACACACACACAUCAAACAAACAAAUAAAUGUAAUUUACAAAAGGAGUCUUACCCUCCUCCUGAGUUAAACACUUUGAUCAAUUUACUAUCCCCCCCCCCACACACACACACACAUGGAAUUAGGCUUUUAAGACAGAAUAGGGAAGGGUCAAUACUAAUGGGAGACUGUUGGUCUUUUUAAUUUAUUAUUUAAAAACAAGUCAUUUUAUUUUUUUAAGGCAAAUCUGAAAGUGAGCAAAUCACACCAAGCAACUAACUCAAAAAUUAGGGUGCAAGAGAAAGCACAUCUCUAAGCGCUUUAUAUCCGACCACGGCCUUUGGCCUUUUGUCCCUCUUGUGACUUGCCUACCAACUUGUUCAUCUCUGCCUUUGGAUGGAAUAAGGGCAUCUUGCAAAACUGUGAAAGCCAUUUUGAAGAAUUUGGCUUUUUCUUGUUUGCAGCAUUACUAAGGGAGCUUAUCACUCUGGUGGGAAGUGAGGAGCUCACAGCCCCCCAUAAGUUGAUUUUGUUUAAAAAAAAAAAAGAAGUGUAUUAUUUAAAAGGUUAGGAUGUUAUUUUCUUCUGUAAUAAAACAGCUCACCGUGUUGUGCUCUAGAGUGAUCUGUCUGAUCGUGGGCAUCACGUAAACAUUUUAAAUGGAAACUCUGAAGUCAAAUGGA